AUGCGAGACAGCCACUUCGAUGUCGAGGCUCCACAUGGCCUUUUGCUUCCGGUUUCAAACCUGUGCAGUCGUACACAGUUCCCUCCCUAGCACCAGCAGACAAUGGCAGCGCCAAUGAUGCAGGAGAAAGUGUGGUUUGACAAGUGGCGCUUUGAUGAUGCUGAGCGCAUGUACCAGGAGAAACUGGCCGGCACCGCUGGUGCUCAGACGGGAGGUGCCAAGGCUAGUCCCACUAAGACAGGUGGACAACAGGGGUCUAAGCACAGUGAACUAGUGGAUCAGAUUAUACAAGCUAGGCAGAGAAUUCAAAACACAUUAAAGUCAGAUGGAUCUGCUGUAAGCGGAGACUCGGCCAUGCUCGGUAGAAUAGAACAUCUGGAGAAAGUGACCCAGGACCUCCAGGCCAUGGUCACAAAACUGACCUCCAGAAUCUCUGCCCUGGAAANGGUCAAGUGA
Molecule: messenger RNA, 456 nt
Organism: Lingula anatina
Lineage: Eukaryota; Metazoa; Brachiopoda; Lingulata; Lingulida; Lingulidae
Product: elongation factor 1-delta-like
Biological process (GO): translational elongation
Cellular component (GO): cytosol; eukaryotic translation elongation factor 1 complex
Molecular function (GO): guanyl-nucleotide exchange factor activity; translation elongation factor activity
Source: RefSeq, a predicted model, not a curated record